Heterotrigona itama is the source of this 1164-nucleotide messenger RNA. The record is from the annotation of a GenBank genome assembly. NCBI's taxonomy places the organism in Eukaryota, Metazoa, Arthropoda, Insecta, Hymenoptera, Apidae.
AUGGAAGUUGAUUCUUUUAUAUCUUUAUCAACUGAUUCACUUGAAUUCGCGGAUAUUUGCGGAUCUGUCGCGACGUAAGUGAUCUGCAAAAUGUACGUAUUCAAUAGAAGAUAGAACAAAAUGUAAAAGGUGAAGUUUAGAUACAGGAUAUAUCUUAUUCGACGCCAUUUUAGGUACAGAAAAGAAGACAACAGAGGAUGCUUCAAUAUAUGUUUUAAGCCACUGUUACUAGCAAUGUAUCGAAAAACGUCCAUUUCCCGUUUCCCUUGAUUAAUUGUAUUUUUCGUGAUAUUGUAGUUAUCGUGAGGCAUUAAACACUUGUAGUCAAAUUCAAUUGUAUAUUCGUUUGUUCGUUCUUUCUUAGCUUGUAUGCAGCUGUCGAAGUAUUGAGAUAGAGUAGAUAUGGAAAUAUCGGCCACUGGUGGGACACCAAAAUUAUUCAUAUGACCGAUGUAGCUUCCUUUCUCGAGUAACAGUGUCACUGCCUCGCGACAAUCAGCUCUGGCUGCAUAAUGAAGUGGAGUAUUUCCUUUGCCUAUACAUUUUCAAAUAUACAUCAUAAGCUUUAUUAUCUUUUUCUCUUUUUUCAGUUAUAAAUUAGUAUGAAAUAACUAUACAUAUAUCUUAAAAGUGAACACAAUUGAAACAAAUUUUUCAGGUGAAGCGAAAACUACUUAGGAACUUACAAAAAAAAAUAGAUAUAUUUGCAUAAUAUUGUCAUUAAACACAUCAAAUAAACUGUAAGAAAUAAUAUUUAAAUAUUAUUUUUAUAAUUUUAUAUUCUUAUAAUUAUAUAUAUAUAUGUAAUACUUACUAUCUGUGCAUCGAACAUCCACAUUUUCUCUCUCCAGGAUCAGAUUUAAGCAUUUUAAACGAUCAUCCAUAUUUGAUUCUUCUUUAGCCGGUAUACCAAGCUCUAAGCAAGCAUCUAACAACAAAUUGUUGUUAACGUUAACAUCAGUCUGCAAUAAUUCACAAAGGAUAUUUGCUUUUUCCAAAUUACAUCCAAUUUCUCUUGUUCUUUUCAGCAAUGUAACAACCGCAUCCUUCAAGUCCUUUUGCACGGCCAUUUCAAUCAGAUCCUCCGCCUUGUCAUUCACCACGUCAUCUUGCAUCAUCUCCAAGCAUCUUAGAAAAUUGAUUUCGUCAUUAGCGCUUAAAUAG